CCGCUUCACAGCCCUGGUCUUUCCGUCUGAAUCUCCAGACAGCGUGGCGUCGCUCUUUUCAAACGGUAAACUUUCAGUGCCAGAAGAAAAUUUGCGGACUUUUGUGGUUUCUUGCGAUUUAGCUUCGCUUGCUAAAAUGUUUAAUGCACGUGCUAUGGCUGUGGGUCCUUCGGCCAUCGAUGACCGGCAACUGGCUCACAAUUUGAUGGAGGUGCAGCAGGAAUUGUCCUGCCUGCUGGAGUCUAACGAAAAUUCCACCGAGCCGUGUGCUGCUGCUUCUCUGCAGUCCCAGGACCCUGUCAGCGAGGCCAGCAGCUCGUCGUCGGGCAUUUUGUCGGAGAUCCAACAGAAUUUCCGGGUGCUCCGCCUGGACAACAAUGCACCUCGCUUCGAGUUCCACGGCUGGGGAUGCUUGCAACAGCUCCAGAAGCGUUCCCGCCACUUUGGCUACGGCGGGGCUCCGGCCAAGAAGUCCCGAUCCGGUGGCACCGCCUGUUUGCUGGUCACCGGGCCCAAGCAGGAGCAGCUGCAGAAGGAGAACGCGUGGAACCAGCAGCGCCACGAGGAGGCGAACAACCCGACACAGCCCAUGACCAUGGCUAAACUGCGCUCGAUUGGUCUGUACGGCGAUUGCCUGGAGCACAAUGCCGUGCUGCGCGUGAUGGAUCUGUUCAGGUCCCUGCAUGACCACCUGACCGCCGAUCUGGGCUUUUCGCGCCAAAACUCCAUGCCAUCCGACUACCUGUUCAACAUGCCCGUCAAGAACUCCAUGCCCAAGAGCCUUAAUGUGCGCUACCAGCUGCAGGUGCUGUGCACCAAAACGGAGCGCUUCCUGAUCAAACAGCGUCGCAUCCUGGAGACAAAUCGCAGCUUCGACUACGACAAAUACAACGAGUGCGACAAGUUGAUCAAGGGCACGACCUCCUACCUGCAGUCCUUCAACCAGUUUAUGAGCAUCGAAAUGCGCCAUCGCAACGGAAACUUUAUGAACCAGUCGGCCAAGUUCAAUGUGCAGCGCCUGGAGAGCUUGCUGAUUGGCCUGCGCGAGUGGCUGAAGGCCACGCACCUCAGUGUGCACGUGUUCAACUGGGAGAUGGACCUGGAGCACCGCUACUCGGCGGCCAUGACCGAGAGCCACAAGACCAUGCAGGAGCGAGCCUUCCUCUUGGCCGGAGCCGAGCUGGAGGCGGCCAAGCCACGCGUUCCGACUGACGAGGAGCUCUACAUCGCUAAGAGGUACAAGCUAGAGCGGCUGAUGGCCUGUGCCAUCGAGCAGGACGAGUUCCUCACCGCCCUGCUCGCCCAUCCGGAGACCUACUUCCCGCCCCACGUUGUGGCCAUUUGUGGAGCACCCAAGGGCGUUGUAGACAUGGAAGAUGAUUCUGCCGAGAUGGAGGAAUAUGAAGAGGAAGCGCCUUCAUCUCCGCCACGAAGCAACGAUCGCACAUUUUUCCGCUUCAGAAGCUAAACUGGAUUUGUAAGGAUCGACAAAAGUACACCGGCAAAUUGGCAUUUUAAGAAAUUACCAUGCUCCAAGGUAUCUAUACAUAUCCUGUAACCUAUAAGUACUUUAUGAAAUACUCUGAUCAUAAUUCAGAAGCAUCUCUGUAACCCAAAGAGACCACAUUUAAAAGGCGAAAGCCAACUUAUUUGACCAAGUCGAAAAUGAUUUUUCAAUCAAACUGGAUGCCUUUGUAGCCCUAAGAUUUAUUUUACACUUUUAAUAAGUAUUUGUACGUUCAUUAAUCCCAAACCCAAACGAAAAUGAUUUGUAAUUUAUCUUUUAACUUUGGCUACCAAAUGGUACCAACUUAUUCAUUAAUAAUAAGCCAAAAUUAAUAUUAA
Messenger RNA from Drosophila biarmipes, 1845 nucleotides. It is a transcript of the gene bam, whose product is annotated as protein bag-of-marbles. The record is from RefSeq and is a predicted model, not a curated record. NCBI's taxonomy places the organism in Eukaryota, Metazoa, Arthropoda, Insecta, Diptera, Drosophilidae. Bases 137 to 1468 code for a protein of 443 amino acids. The transcript is spliced from 3 exons.